AUGCAGCUGAGUGGUUGUGAAGUGAAAAAUGCAUUUUUCUGUUUCACCUGUCUUCUUACAAAUAGUACCGAUAGUGCCUGGACUGAAACUGGUAUCGCUGACUUAAAGAAUUUUCACGCAAAGGUGAAAAAACAUAAUUCCAGCGAAAAACAUUUAAAUGGGUUCAUUGAGUUUUCAAUGCUAGGGAAAGUGGACAUUAUGUGCCAAUUAGACAGUGCUUACCGCCGUAAUAUAAAGACAUACAAUGAAAAUGUAUCAAAAAAUCGGUAUAUUCUGGGUAAACUGAUAGACUGUAUUAAAUUUUGCGGCAAAUUCGAGCUUGCCUUAAGGGGCCACGACGAAACAGAAGAUUCCAAAAAUCCAGGAAUUUUUCGAGGAUUAGUCAGUCUUAUGGCAGAACUGGACUGCGUCUUGAAGCAGCACAUUGAGAGAUCAGAAAACCGUGUUUUCUUAGGCCUAUCGAAGACAAUUCAAAAUGAACUCCUGGAACCAAUUUAUGAGGUAUGCCUCAGUCUUGUCAGGAGUGAACUGUCGAAGGCAAACUUUCUCGCAAUAGAAGUUGAUGAAACUACUGACUGUGCAAAUUUGUCACAAUUGGUGCUAAUAAUUCGCUAUGAGCUACUGGGACAAAUAAAUGAAAGAUUUAUUUCCUUUGUACGCCCAAAAAGUCACAGUGCAGACGAUGUAACUGCAGCUGUUCUCUGCGAGCUAGAGAAAAUGAAUGUACAUGAAACACCUGAAAAACUGAUAGCUCAGUGUUACGACGGUGCUCCUGUUAUGAGUGGCCAUAAAAGUGGAGUUCAAACUAGAGUUAGAGAAGUGUACAGGAAUGCUCACUUUAUUCACUGUUACGCCCAUCAGUUAAAUUUAAUUGUUGAACGUUGUGUGACGGGCAAUAAACAAGUUCGGAUCUUCUUUAGCAACUUGGAAGGAAUUUCCACCUUUUUUUCCCGGUCUUCUACCCGUACAGCCAUUCUUGACGAAGUAGUGAAGAAGCGUAUUCCUACCUGUCCUCAGUCCAUCAGAUGGAAUUUUAAAUCACGGAGCGUAAUCACUGUGUACAAAUACCAAAAGGAAAUUGUUGAGUGCCUAGAAAGAAUUAUUGAUGAUGAUGCCAGUGAUUACAAGACAAUAAACAAGGCCACGGGACUGAAGGGUUUCCUGCAAGACGAAGAUUUCCUCUUCUGGUUAAAUUUUUUUUAA
This is a messenger RNA of Schistocerca nitens (vagrant locust), 1203 nucleotides long. Its product is annotated as zinc finger MYM-type protein 1-like. The record is from RefSeq and is a predicted model, not a curated record. NCBI's taxonomy places the organism in Eukaryota, Metazoa, Arthropoda, Insecta, Orthoptera, Acrididae. The coding region runs from base 1 to 1203 and encodes 400 amino acids. The transcript has a single exon.